This is a messenger RNA of Schistocerca serialis cubense, 2968 nucleotides long. RefSeq names its product casein kinase II subunit beta-like. Lineage: Eukaryota; Metazoa; Arthropoda; Insecta; Orthoptera; Acrididae. The record is from RefSeq and is a predicted model, not a curated record. Gene Ontology annotation, molecular function: protein kinase regulator activity. The transcript is spliced from 7 exons. Gene Ontology annotation, cellular component: protein kinase CK2 complex; cytoplasm. Bases 266 to 973 code for a protein of 235 amino acids.
CGCCUGUGCGGAAAACGUGCUAACUGCUAAGAGAUCGACAGAGAGGGAAGAAGUUCGAGCUGUAUUGGCGUCUGCGUGACGUACGGACGAACUGGGAGUUUCAAGUUUGUAGUGAAGCUGGUUAAGUUAGAAAAUGCAGUACACGUACGCGAAUUAGUUACCAGGAGUGUGCAGUACUAUUCGACUCACCAGAUCAAAGAAUCUGAGUUGUUGCCCGUUAUCAGGCCAUUGUCACAGGAGCAAGAAAUUAAAAAAAAAGUAAUUUAUGUGUAUAGGACGUCGUACAACAGAUCCGUCAGGAAGGACAAUGAGCAGCUCGGAGGAGGUUUCUUGGAUAUCAUGGUUUUGCGGGCUUAGAGGAAAUGAGUUCUUCUGUGAGGUUGAUGAAGACUACAUUCAGGAUAAGUUCAAUCUUACCGGAUUGAAUGAACAAGUUCCACACUAUCGUCAGGCACUUGACAUGAUUUUGGAUCUUGAACCUGAUGAUGAACUGGAGGACAAUCCAAACCAAUCUGAUCUUAUUGAGCAAGCAGCUGAAAUGUUGUACGGUCUCAUCCAUGCUAGAUACAUUCUUACAAAUCGAGGAAUAGGUCAAAUGAUAGAAAAAUACCAAUCUGGUGACUUUGGCCAUUGCCCAAGAGUUUAUUGUGAAAGCCAGCCAAUGUUGCCAAUAGGUUUAUCAGACAUCCCAGGUGAAUCCAUGGUGAAGACAUAUUGUCCAAAGUGUAUGGAUGUUUAUACACCAAAAUCUUCACGACACCACCAUACUGAUGGGGCAUAUUUUGGUACAGGUUUUCCACAGAUGUUGUUUAUGGUGCAUCCAGAAUACCGUCCAAAGCGACCAGCUAACCAGUUUGUACCUCGGCUAUAUGGAUUCAAAAUACACCCACUUGCAUACCAGAUACAACAGCAGGUAGCAACAACUUUCAAAGCACCUCCACGCCCUGUAACAUAUAACAAUGGAAAGCGCUAGACUGUAGUGCAGUAUAUCUUGUCUCUUCUGUGGAUCUGUUUGAGUUCUAAAUUGUUCCUCUAUUAGUUUAAAUAUCUCUGUAAUACUUUGUCUCUCUGUUAUCUGUUGUAUUAAGACACUGGAAAAAAAUUGUAAAGCUGUGUGUUAUUACCCCCUUCUAUGUGGAGUUUAAUGUAUCAGACUAAUUAAAAAUAGGCAGUCUUCUUGCAUUUCCCGGGUUCCUAUACCAGGAUACAGAGGAUAGGGGGAAAAAAGGAAAACUUUUUUCAUUGCUACUUGUUCAGAUUUGUACUGAUUCUUAUUACAUUUAGCGGCACUUCUCUUUCUAAACAUUGAUGAUGAUUACAGCAAAAUAGAACAAUAAGGAUGGAAGAAAUUUUUCCUGUGUCUUGCAGUUUGUAAAACUGUUGUUUUUAGGUUUAAAACCAGACUUAAUCCAUAUGUGUGCACAAUAUUAAAUAUUGUACUGUAAGGGGAAAAAGUGUAAGGAUACUCCACAAUGUAUCCCAGAUGUUACAGUAGUUAUUUCUUUGUGUAAUGGCUCCAUUCAUAACAUCCGAAUGUUUAUUAUAGUGAGAUAGUUGUCAUUUUCUUAGUGGUCAGUGAUCUCAUGUUAGACAGUACAAAUAAAUGGUGUAGAACAACUGAGAAUUCAUGGAGAAAGGUGUUUAAAUGCAAACUUGUUCAUAAACUGAGUGUUUUGUGUUGCACUUGUCCUUUUAUUUAGAUAUAAAAGUUGUUCUUUUAUUGAUAAAAAAUUUAUAUUAUCUGCUUGUGUUUGAAAUAUUAAGUGUUAUCUUGCAUGAAUGUUAAUGUGAUAAAAGAGAAAAACAAAUAAUUGUUUUAAUAAUUUUUUUUACAAUUAACUAAGGGGAAAAACUGUUAUGGACAUUGAUACAUUCCGGUUAAUUUUUUUCGCCAUUCUAAGUUUACUAUCCUUUUCAACCCUAUCAUUUGAGUGGAAGAGAUCUCUAAUUGUGAUUAAAAACCACAUAGAAAGCUAUGAAAUGAAAUGAUCUAAGACAGAUAAAAUGGCCAUACUUAAUUAAACACAGAAUAUUGAUGGAAGCUGUUAGGGACAUAAAGUAGUUUUCCAUGUAACUAAAGAUAGAAUUAGUAUGUUCACCAAGUGUAAAUUUUGAUCUAAUUGUUUUUUCCUUCUGUUAUCUUGUCACUGUGUGAUUUUCAUCUGACUUCAGUAUGCUGUCUACCAGUUGUUGUUAUUAUUGGUCACUUCCAAAACUAAUCUUGGCUUUGUUGUAAAACAUGACAAAGGGAGUCUAGUUCCCUUUAUCUUUCCUCUCUCGAUGUUAACCAACACCACUUAUCACAUUUGAAAACUGUAGCCAUAUCUGUCUUGAUAUAAUUCAUAGCUCUCAGUUUUUACUUUCAUGUUUAGAUUUUAUAAAGUGCAUGCAUAUCUAUAUCUGAAUAGUUAUAGAAUAAUAAAUGAAUAAAUGUGUACAAAAGAAAAUUUAGUUGAAACAACUACUACUCCUGCUGCUGCUGCUGCUGCUACUACUACUACUACUACUACUACUACUACUACCACCACCACCACCACCACCACCUCCUCCUCCUCCUCCUCCCUCUCUCUCUCUCUCUCUCUCUCUCUCUCUCUCUCUCGUGUGUGCGUGUGUGUGUGUGUGUGUGUGUGUGUGUGUGCGCGUGCGUGCGGUAUUGUGAUAUUUGUUAAAAAAUAGUACAACCAAAAGUGUUUACUCUUGUAGAAUUUCAGGCGAAGUGUUGCCUUUUAUCUGACUUACUCUAUAAACAAUUGUGUGAUGGCUCUCUUUUAUUCCUUUUAAAACAUGGAUAAUGUUUCUAAAACAACUGUAAAUGUUGAACUUGGGUGUCUUUUGUGUGACUGUUGUAAAUGAAAAUAAGCCAUUCAGAAUUUUCAAAAACUGUCUUGAUGUGAGUUUUAAGUGUCUAUAUGUUGUUGAAAUGAAUAAAAAAUGGAGUUAAAACUCUAAUAAAAUGUUCAAAAAAUCA